Dama dama (fallow deer) is the source of this 1401-nucleotide messenger RNA. RefSeq names its product SRY-box transcription factor 11 (gene SOX11). The transcript is spliced from 2 exons. Gene Ontology annotation, biological process: neuron differentiation; positive regulation of transcription by RNA polymerase II; negative regulation of transcription by RNA polymerase II. Bases 73 to 1401 code for a protein of 442 amino acids. Gene Ontology annotation, molecular function: RNA polymerase II cis-regulatory region sequence-specific DNA binding; DNA-binding transcription activator activity, RNA polymerase II-specific. The record is from RefSeq and is a predicted model, not a curated record. Lineage: Eukaryota; Metazoa; Chordata; Mammalia; Artiodactyla; Cervidae.
CCGAGCGGGGGAGGGGGAGCCCCGCACGAGACCGAGCGGCCCGGGUGGGAGCGCCCAGCCCCGCCGCGGAUCAUGGUGCAGCAGGCCGAGAGCUUGGAAGCGGAGAGCAACCUGCCCCGGGAGGCGCUGGACACGGAGGAGGGCGAAUUCAUGGCUUGCAGCCCGGUGGCCCUGGACGAGAGCGACCCGGACUGGUGCAAGACGGCGUCGGGCCACAUCAAGCGGCCGAUGAACGCGUUCAUGGUGUGGUCCAAGAUCGAGCGCAGGAAGAUCAUGGAGCAGUCGCCGGACAUGCACAACGCCGAGAUCUCCAAGAGGCUGGGCAAGCGCUGGAAAAUGCUGAAGGACAGCGAGAAGAUCCCGUUCAUUCGGGAGGCGGAGCGGCUGCGGCUUAAGCACAUGGCCGACUACCCCGACUACAAGUACCGGCCCCGGAAAAAGCCCAAGAUGGACCCGUCGGCCAAGCCCAGCGCCGGCCAGAGCCCGGAGAAGAGCGCGGCGGGCGGCGGCGGGAGCGCGGGCGCGGGCGCGGGCGGCGGCGCCAAGACCUCCAAGGGCUCGAGCAAGAAAUGCGGCAAGCUCAAGGCCCCCGCGGCCCCGGCGGCCGGCGGCGCCAAGGCGGGCGCGGGCAAGGCGGCGCAGCCCGGGGACGGCGGCGGCGCGGGCGACGACUACGUGCUGGGCAGCCUGCGCGUGAGCGGUGCAGGCAAGACGGUCAAGUGCGUAUUCCUGGACGACGACGAGGACGAAGAGGACGACGAGGACGAGCUGCAGCUGCGGAUCAAGCAGGAGGCGGACGAGGACGACGACGAGCCGCCGCCGCACGCGCAGCUCCUGCAGCCGCCGGGCCAGCAGCCGCCGCCGCCGCCGCUGCUGAGACGCUACAGCGUCGCCAAAGUGCCCGCCAGCCCCACGCUGAGCAGCGCGGCCGAGUCCCCCGAGGGCGCGAGCCUUUACGACGAGGUGCGGGCCGGAGCGGCCUCGGGCGCUGGGGGCGGCAGCCGCCUCUACUACAGCUUCAAGAACAUCACCAAGCAGCACCCGCCGCCGCUGGCGCAGCCCGCGCUAUCGCCCGCAUCCGCGCGCUCCGUAUCCACCUCCUCCUCGUCCUCCUCCAGCAGCAGCAGCAGCAGCGGCGGCGAGGACGCCGACGACCUGAUGUUCGACCUGAGCUUGAAUUUCUCCCAAAGCGCGCACGGAGCCGGCGACCAGCAGCUGGGGGGCGGCGCGGCGGCCGGGAACCUGUCCCUGUCGCUGGUGGAUAAGGAUUUGGAUUCGUUCAGCGAGGGCAGCCUGGGCUCCCACUUCGAGUUCCCCGACUACUGCACGCCCGAGCUGAGCGAGAUGAUCGCGGGGGACUGGCUGGAGGCGAACUUCUCCGACCUGGUGUUCACGUAUUGA